This is a messenger RNA of Lachancea mirantina, 2385 nucleotides long. Lineage: Eukaryota; Fungi; Ascomycota; Saccharomycetes; Saccharomycetales; Saccharomycetaceae. The record is from the annotation of a GenBank genome assembly.
AUGAAUUUUGUGGAUGGGCGAAGGAGUGGUAUGGGACGCAAUCAAUCUGACGUGCCAAUCAACGACAAUGACAAGGACGAUUCGCGUACAAUGAAGAAGGAUGUUAUGAGUGCUGAAGAUACAAUGAAUGGUGAGACAGAUGGCAAAAAUAAGAGGCCUCGCAAAAAACGCAAGACAUAUAGUUGUGAGCUUUGUCGAAGGUUUAAGACCAGAUGUGAUUUUGAGCCCCAGGUGGGUAAAUGUUACAGAUGUAAUAUUCUUCGAUUGGACUGCUCUUUGACGGUUGAGCGUGAAAAUGAGAUUGUGGCCGCUGUUGAUACGAAACCGAUAGGUUCAGGCUAUGGAGGCAGUUCCAGACCUUUAGUCGGGCAGGAGUUUUCCGUAAUUACAGACGAUUUCGAUAUGCGACUGGAUAUGUCAACACUGAACAAUCGACUGAACAAGCUUGAAAAUAAUAUCGAACAGUUGGACGGUAAACUCGAUUUGCUUUUGAUGAUGUUUCAUGGGCCGGAUUCUUCUGGUAAGAUUUCUUUGAAAACCGCUAAGGAAGCUCAGGGUACUACCACCGGAAAUCGCGACGAUGAUGACGGUGAUGAUGGCGUCAAUAUUGAAAUCCCUGCAGUCCAUGCACAUGUGGAUAGAGCGUGCUCUAGUGUUGAUUCGCUGGAUAACAUGCAACUUCUUGAUAUCCGACGGAAAAGGCUUGCCAAGAAAUAUUCACAUGGGUUGAAGUUGCAAGAGCCGCCCUUGAAACUGAUUGAUGAUAUUGACGAACGACUUUUCCCAACCAAGGCGGAAUCGCAGGAGGAUAAAGUGGCGAAGACGCAAAGACCAUUCGUGGUUGCGAGAUCGAAUUUUUCAUCUUAUUACAAUCAACACGAGAAGCUGUGUCAUGAUCUUGCGAGAGAGUUUUUGGUGAAAUCUCAUUUUUGGAUUAUCCCUGGUGGCAUCAAAGAAAUAAAGAGAGAUUACGUUGAGAAACAUUUGUUUAUCACAAGCGUCUUCACAAUCAUAGCUAUGGGUUUUGACGAAAAUAACAAGUACGAGAAACAGCAGGAGAUCUUGUACCCGCUAGUUGAGAGAUUUCUGACCAAUACGUUAACUAUGUUUGAGAAUCUGACAGAUCAUGACAUCGAAGCGAUUUUGUACUGUUGCAUGUUCAACAUAUCUCGAAAAUCCAAGAGGCACAGACAAAUGAAGUUUAAUGCACUGGUGCUCUGCAAUUUUGCCCUCAAUAGUGUCUUGAACAUUGUCGAUUACCAUAAGAUCAAAGAGAGGGUAGUCGAGUAUGAAGAAUACAAUCCUUUGGACUUGUACCAUCUUCGUAUACUCAAUUCGCUGACGACUUGUCGUAUGCAAUACUGCAUUGGCUAUGGAUGCUUUACAGUGUCUGAUGACCAACUGAGAGAGUUUAACAACUUAACGGCCAAAUUUCCACAGGCCAAUUUUGGCGAUGACAUAAAGAUAAGCGAAAUAAAUUUAAGUGAAAUCGUGAACGACAUAUAUUUGGACUUCAAAACAUACUUCAAAAAGUUCAGCGCUAAUUUCAGGAGCUCCAAAGCUUAUCAUAAAUUGGUGUCUGAUCUUAAAGUUGGUUCUUCGCCUGAAAGCGUUCAUGAAAGAAAUUUGGUAUCUAAGGCGACUUUCUUUUUCCCUGAACUGGAUUAUUGGCUCAAAAAUUGGGAUGAACUCUUAUUGAAGGAUGGCGGCAGUGUGCUGUUGUUUGCCUACAACUAUUACUAUAUCAUGAUUUGUCGUUCAUUCAUUACCGAAUUUUACGAUGAAUUUUACGAUGACACCAUUUAUUUCAGAUGCACCUUAAAGACUAUGCAAAGUCACUCUAUCGAAUUGCUCGACAGCUUUUUGAAACUCUCUCCUAGUCUUAUUAAAGGUGCACCUGUGAUCACACUGCAUCAAUUGAUUUAUGCCUGCCUGGCACUGUGUGAUUUUUUACAUUUUUUUUCGGCAUCAGAAAGGCAGCAUAUCCUCAACCUAUGCACCAAGAUAUAUUGGCAUCUUAAUACCAUAGGCGAAAAGAGUAGCGAGGCAACUGAAAAUGUGGGAAAAAUCAUAAAGUCACUGAUUGAUACUAGUAAACAACGAAUUCACUUUGGUGGUAGAGCGCUUCCUUCAAAAGAUAGGCUACACAACAACCACCUUCCUCGGAUACACCGUCAGCCUUCACUUGCGCAGUCUGUAUCGUCGCAAAACAGCAAUAAGUCUUCAUUUUAUGGUACACCGAAUGGCAGUCCACAUGGUGGAGGUUUUAGCAUGCCGGACGUGGAUCAAUUCAAUACUUUUGAAGAUUUCUUUCAAGACUUCUUUGAUAACUUGAAGCCGACAAUUCAAAACAUCUUUUCUACAACGAAUCAAGGUACUGGUUGA